AUGUUGGCAGGAAAUUAGUUUUUACAUAAUUAUUUUAGCUAAUCGAUGCUAUAACUCUUAAUUUUACUGUUAGUGCUACGAAUUAAAUAGUGAUUGUCAGUUUCUAAAGAUGUCUAAAAUACUUUACCGUCUUCAAAGUAAAGAUAAAUGAAAAUGUUCCACAGAUUGGCUGAAAGUUUGUUGAUGGGUGUUUCCUAAAAGCGCGAUGGUUCCGCCCAAUCGCUUAAACUCGUUGGUCCCGCUAGUCUCAGAUGCCUCAGCUGCUUGAAAAGACGGAUGCGCUUGUUCUGAAGGAUGAACUAAAACUCUCCUGACAUCGCCAGAAAAUAAGCACAGAGUGGUCUUCCAUGGAUGUCACCAAGUAUCCAGAGAAUGGAGAACAUAUCUGCUUCUUAAUUUUUGCCUUCCUUCAAGCAGACUGUAGAGACUCGUAUCUGCAGCAGGAGCUUUUUAGUCUGGGAAAGGAUUUUAACAUCAUCAGGGACAAGAACUCUGACUCAAGAACAGCUUAUGUGGACAAUGAAGGCAUUGAAUCUGAUGGACACCUAGAUGAGAGCAUUUCGCUUCCUCUGGAUGACAUUCUGCCCCUAGUGGAACUGCAGGGAGACCAUGCAGUAGCAGCGGCCCUCUGGGACGUCGCACAAGGUCUGAGGACAAUUGCAGACCAGUUUGAGGACAGAGUCGUCAAUCAGGCGACCCGGGACUUGAGAAGCCGCAUAGAAAAAUCUCUCCCUGAGCAGUGGGCACAGCUGCUCAAACAUGAAGUCACCCGGAUGAUGAACCAGGGACUAGGUAUGGAGAACUUUGCCCAGGAGCGGGUGAUCAUGGCCUGCACCUUCACCCUGGUGAAGGGGGUGUGCAAGCAGGCCCCCCACCUGCUGAGGAACCUCUUUGAGGCUGCGCUGCAGUUCGUCUGGUGUGGAGCAUGAAGAUCGAGCGAGGAGCGUCAAGCACGAACAACAGACGUUUGCAGCGAGAGACGUGUCAGAAACGGCCGUCUGCUCCUCGGGACCGCCUGAGCGUGGGAAGAGCCGCGGCGACUGGGUUUUAGGAUUUAAACUUCAGAAAUGAGGUUCAGUUUAAUUCUGAAAAAGUGACUCGGGGAGCUUGAAACUUGAAAUCUUUACGUUGAAGACAUUUAUUUUUGUAUUGUCGCUGGCAUGGACACUUUUUGUGAAGUCCUUGCAUUGAGACACAGUGGCUUGUCCAAAGCUAAAGAGGAAUUCAGUUGAAAGUAUUGUUUUCUUUGUGGUGUAUGCAAGCAAUAAAUCACCAGAAAAUAG
Messenger RNA from Oryzias latipes (Japanese medaka), 1283 nucleotides. It is a transcript of the gene bida, whose product is annotated as BH3 interacting domain death agonist. The record is from RefSeq and is a predicted model, not a curated record. Lineage: Eukaryota; Metazoa; Chordata; Actinopteri; Beloniformes; Adrianichthyidae. Gene Ontology annotation, cellular component: cytoplasm; mitochondrion; cytosol. Gene Ontology annotation, biological process: positive regulation of intrinsic apoptotic signaling pathway; positive regulation of release of cytochrome c from mitochondria; apoptotic mitochondrial changes.